Molecule: messenger RNA, 2728 nt
Organism: Tarenaya hassleriana
Lineage: Eukaryota; Viridiplantae; Streptophyta; Magnoliopsida; Brassicales; Cleomaceae
Product: DUF724 domain-containing protein 2-like
Exons: 10
Coding region: 213-2504 (763 amino acids)
Source: RefSeq, a predicted model, not a curated record
UCCGGGGAGAAGAAAAUCGAUGGUCGUAGAGGGUGUAAUUACAUGAUUUCUAAUUUUCUUAUCAGCAUUUUAAUGGUUUCCUAAACUAAUUAUCUGAUCUUAAUCUUUUCACUUCACAAUAUUAAAUCCGCGGAAGCAAAGAAGGCGUCUUUUUCCUCUUCGGGGUUUUGAUUCUUGUAAACUUCUGGGUAAGGGAAAGAACUGCCGGAGAAAUGCUGAGUGAGACAGAGCUUGCAAAGUGUGGCAUCACCAAGGGCUCAGUGGUGGAAGUGAGUUCCGACGAGGAAGGCUUCAAAGGCGCAUGGUACAGAGCCCUUCUCGAAGAAACCCCUUUGAAAUCUAGGCGCAAAAAGCUUCUAGUCCGCUACUUGACGCUGCUCAAGGACGAUGGUCUCACUCCCCUCCACGAAGCCGUCGACUUGGGCUUCAUCCGGCCGUUGCCUCCGGAGGAUGUGGUCGUCUCCGGAGAGAGUUUCGACGAAGGAGACGUUGUUGAUGCCAGUUACAGAGAUGGAUGGUGGACUGGGGUCGUCAGGAAGGUUCUGGAGGACGGGAGGUACAUCGUCUACUUCGAUAACCCGCCUGAUGUUAUCGAAUUCGAUGGCACGCAUUUGCGGGCACAUUUUGAUUGGAUCAACGGGAAAUGGGCCCGAGCCGCUAAGCAGCAAUUGGAAAAAUCGGCAUUUUGCUCCGGGACAGCAGUUGAGUUGAGGACUGAGACAGAACAUCUGCGUGAUGUCUGGGUUGGGGCAGUUGUUAUCAAGGAGAAUGAGGUUGGAACUGUCUAUGUGAAGUACAGGACUUUGAGGAACGGUGAUGAUGCAGAAUCGAGGAGAGCUGAUGUUGAAUCGAGCAAGAUCCGACCUACACCAUUGCCUUGUAAGGACAGAGAGUAUAUGAUACUGGAAAAAGUUGACGUGCGUCAUGAGUCGGGAUGGCGUGAAGGUGUGAUUACUAGAAUUAUGGCUGGAAAUAUAUACAAAGUGUUUUUCCGGCGUACAAAAGAGAGUUUUGAUUUCACUGAGUCGGAUCUAAGACCUUCCAUGAAAUGGAAUGGUGGGAAGUGGGAGAUGGAACCAAAGCUCGAUACCGCUAUGUCAAAUGAUCUAACGCAAUCGGGGCACAUCAACGACAAUGCAAUCAACUUUGAGCAAGUUCCAGGUACCACCCAUGACAAAACUGAAGAAAGGACUCCUUCCAAACACUCGAGGAAUAAGUCAGGAGGCCGUUCAACUUUCACCAGUAAAGUCUAUUCUGUGUCCUCAGCAAAGAAAACGAAGCUAACAAGCCCUUCUGCUGAUGCUAAGCAAUCGAUUCCUGCUGAAUUGUGUAAUGGAGCUUCAAACGGCGAGGCCUCCACUGAGAGCGAAGCAUUGAUCCACAAAGUUGCAGCAGCUAGAGAAAAACAGCAAGUAUCUGGCGCAGAUACCUCUGUCAGAUUCGAGCAAGGGGCGGCAGAAUCAGCAACUUUGGUGAAAGAAUCAGAGGCCAAAGCUCAAGGAAAAAUAUCCCUGAAGAUAACACUUCAGACAAGGAGGAAUCAGGAGGGCCCGGCAAAUGGUUCAUCUCGAGUGAAGGAGACUGAGGAGAAAAACAGCAACAUCAGUCUCAAGAGGAAAAGAGGCCGACCACAUAUGUACAUGAGCCCAGAGUCUCGUCAGGCUGAUGAUCGAAAUGCGUCUGGUCAAAAGGCUGGUGGAACUUCCUGUGAUCAAAAGGCCACGACUAAAGAUACCCGUAAUUUCCCUGAUGAAGAUCAGCCUCUCAGUACAUGGAUCGGAGCGAAUUUGUCAUCUGCUGAGGAGGAAUUAAGGCUAUCUCCCACCAGCACUCUCAAUGAAGUGAACAACUCUCCGGGAGAGAAAGAGAUUGACGUUGUUAAAACCCCGACGCAAGAUUCAUCCAUCGUUUGGCCUUUUGUGAAGAGAUCGCCGAUUUGGGAAACUGUCGAGUCAAUGGAAGCCUUCAAAUCAGUACCUCAAAGACCACAUUUCAGCCCGUUGCUCGAAACCAGAGAGGAGUACCGUGAAGGGUCAGCCAUUGGAAUGAUGGUCACAUUCUCUGGGCUGAUCGAGAAGGUCAACAAUCUGCUAUUGGAUGACCCGAGAAGCACUCUAGAGGGCGUCAAGGAAUGCCUUAUCGAUGUCCAGAAACACGGGUUUGAUGCUAUAUCGCCGCUAUGCAGAGUUAACGAGCUGCUGUGCAUCAAAGACCAGCAGAUGCAGACGCUGGACCGAAUAAAAAACGUCAAGAGAGAGAUUGAGGAGCAGCAGAAGAAAAGCCACAAGUGCAAAGAAGACGUGGAAGGAAUCACAAACAAGAUUCUUGAACUGCAGGGCCAGCAGGCCGCCAUGAUGAAGCUGAUGGAAUCAAUGGUGACAGAGACAGCUCGGCUUCAGUCCGAAGCUGCAAGUCUUGACCAGACAAUCCAGAAUAUAGAACACGAGUUCCAGAAAACCAUCACGGCUCCUUGGAACUCACCACUCUCAGGUAAAAACAUAUAACUUGAUGAUAUAUAGAUAUGGUCUGGAAAUGAAACUAACUGCCUGUUACCUUAUGGUAUGACUACUGAGCCUUUUGGUAGCUAAUUAUGCAAUGUUUGUUCAUAUAAUUAAUCAUUGCUAAGUACCUAGAAGUUAGAACCAGAAUUUGUAGCUAUUCCACUGCUGCAAACUUGUUUAGUCUUUUUUUUUUUUGUGGGUAUUAAUCUGAUGGAGUUUAGGUGUUA